Molecule: messenger RNA, 1050 nt
Organism: Penicillium lagena
Lineage: Eukaryota; Fungi; Ascomycota; Eurotiomycetes; Eurotiales; Aspergillaceae
Product: EBP2 family rRNA-processing protein
Exons: 2
Coding region: 1-1050 (349 amino acids)
Biological process (GO): ribosomal large subunit biogenesis; rRNA processing
Cellular component (GO): preribosome, large subunit precursor; nucleolus; nuclear periphery
Source: RefSeq, a predicted model, not a curated record
AUGGUCAAGCGAAGCAAGCUUAUCCAGGCACUUGACGCCCACAAGGGCCGUGACUAUGAAGCUGAGAAGCAGAAGAAGAUGGUGAAGGCUGCAGAGAAGAAGAAGUUGGCGAAGAAGGCUGCAGCUGGUGAAGAGGACGACGACGAGGUUGAGGAGGUGGAUGAGGAAGAGGAGGAAGCGAUCCCAGACGACGAUGAGGUCGAGGAAGACGAAGAAGACGAAGAGGAAGAGGAAGAGGAGGAAGAUAUUCCACUGUCCGACCUGGAAGAAGACGAGCGCGAGGAUGUCGUCCCCCACCAACGCCUGACCAUCAACAACUCCGCCGCCAUCACCUCCUCCCUCAAGCGCAUCUCCUUCAUCUCGUCCCAGACCCCGUUCUCCGAGCACAACUCUCUCGUCUCGCAAGAGCCCAUUGAAGUCCCCGACCCCAAUGACGACCUCAGCCGUGAACUGGCAUUCUACAAGGUCUGCCAGGCAGCCGUGGUCAGUGCCCGCGGCCUGCUCAAGAAGGAGGGCAUUCCCUUCACCCGGCCGGGUGACUACUUCGCCGAGAUGGUCAAGAACGACGAGCACAUGGGCAAGAUCAAGAAGAAGCUCUACGAUGAGGCGGCUGGGAAGAAGGCGGCCGCCGAGGCCCGGCGCCAGCGCGACCUGAAGAAGUUUGGAAAGCAGGUCCAGGUUGCCAAGUUGCAGCAACGUGCGAAGGAGAAGCGGGAUACCUUGGAGAAGAUCAAUUCCUUGAAGAAGAAGCGCAAGGCCGACUCCUCUGCUCCCACCGAUGACACUGGUGAUCUCUUCGACGUCGCCAUCGACGAUGCCAAGGAGGCCGAGAGCCGCAAGCGCGGCCGCACCGGCGGCGACGGCGCGCCCAAUUUCAAGCGCCACAAGAAGGACUCGAAGUUCGGGUUCGGAGGCAAGAAGCGCCAUGCUAAGAGCGGUGAUGCGCAGUCCAGUGGUGAUCUGCGCGGGUACUCUCAGAAGAAGAUGAAGGCCGGUGCAUCGAAGCGGCCGGGUAAGGCCCGGAGAGCGGCGGCGAAGGGCCGUUCUUGA